AUGUCUCAAGCAUCGUCGCAUACCGCAGAACCAAAUCCAGAUGAGUUGCAGGAGGAGAAGUUCGGCCAGGAGUCGCCAGACCAGCAGGAGCACUUGGCCGAUCAAUUGAACCAGAAACCGCUCCACCACUACAUUGGUGUGAUUUUGCAGUCGGUCUUGAUUGCUUUUGGUGGGUUUGUUUUCGGAUGGGACACGGGUACAGUCUCUGGUUUCAUCAACAUGACUGACUACCAGCGCCGUUUUGGCCAGAGGAAUGACGCUGGCGAGUACUAUUUUUCAAAUGUGAGGACGGGUUUGAUUGUGGGUAUUUUCAACGCUGGAUGUGCCCUUGGUGCCAUUUUCCUUUCCAAGAGUGGUGACUUGUGGGGUAGGCGUAUUGGAAUCUUGAGCGCCAUGUGUUUUUACAUUCCGGGAAUCAUUGUCCAGAUUGCUGCCCAAGAUGCUUGGUUUCAAAUCAUGAUCGGUAGGAUAUUUGCCGGUAUCGGCGUUGGCUGCUUGUCAGUCGUUUGUCCAUUGUUUAUUUCAGAGGUGUCACCAAAGCACUUGAGAGGUACCUUGGUGUGUUGUUUCCAGUUGAUGAUUACCAUGGGUAUCUUUUUGGGUUAUUGCACCACCUACGGUACCAAGACCUAUUCUGACUCGGUGCAGUGGAGAGUUCCUUUGGGCUUGUGCUUUGCCUGGGCUCUCUUGUUAUUGGGAGGCUUGAUUGGCAUGCCUGAAUCGCCACGUUACCUCAUUAGUAAGGACAAGAUUGAGCAAGCAAAGAGCUCGUUGUCGAGGACAAACAAAGUCUCGGAAGAAGACCCCGCCUUGUUGAAGGAGCUCCGGUUGGUUCAAGCUGGUGUCGACCGUGAAAGAUUAGCUGGAAAAGCUGGAUGGAAGACCUUGAUCACUGGGAAACCAAGAAUCUUUGAAAGAGUUUGUGUUGGUGCCUUGUGUCAAGCAUUGCAACAAUUGACUGGUAACAAUUAUUUCUUCUACUACAGUACCACCAUUUUCAAAGCCGUUGGUUUGGACGAUUCAUUUGAGACUUCGAUUGUCAUUGGUGUCAUCAAUUUCGCCUCGACAUUUUUGGGUAUUUACGCCAUUGAGAAGUUGGGUAGGAGACAUUGUCUCUUGAUUGGUUCAGUGGCGAUGUCAGUCUGUUUCCUCAUUUACGCCUUGGUUGGUACGCAAAGUCUUUACAUUGACGGCCCCAAUGGCCCCACCAGUAAACCAAGUGGUGACGCGAUGAUUUUCAUCACCUCGCUUUUCAUCUUUUUCUUUGCCUCGACUUGGGCUGGUGGUGUUUACUCGAUCAUCUCGGAAAUCUACCCCUUGAAGAUCAGAUCAAAGGCUAUGGGAGUUGCCUCGUCAGCCAACUGGAUCUUUGGAUUCUUGAUUUCCUUUUUCACUUCUUUCAUUACCGACGCUAUUCAUUUCUACUAUGGUUUUGUUUUCUUUGGCUGUUUGGUGUUUUCAAUCUUUUUCGUUUACUUUAUGGUUUACGAAACCAAAGGUCUCAGUUUGGAAGAGGUGGAUGAAAUGUACCAAAGUGGUAUUCCUGCUUGGAAGUCUUCAAAGUGGGUUCCACCUUCAGAAGAAGAAAUGGCAACCUCGACUGGCUACGCUGGAUACCACAAGCCAGAACAAGAGCACGCCAAUGAAGAAGAAGAGCAGCAAGGAAACUUGGUGUAA
Messenger RNA from Lodderomyces beijingensis, 1677 nucleotides. The record is from the annotation of a GenBank genome assembly. Lineage: Eukaryota; Fungi; Ascomycota; Pichiomycetes; Serinales; Debaryomycetaceae.